This is a messenger RNA of Suricata suricatta (meerkat), 2813 nucleotides long. It is a transcript of the gene VPS53, whose product is annotated as VPS53 subunit of GARP complex. Gene Ontology annotation, cellular component: GARP complex. Gene Ontology annotation, biological process: retrograde transport, endosome to Golgi. The record is from RefSeq and is a predicted model, not a curated record. Bases 107 to 2602 code for a protein of 831 amino acids. NCBI's taxonomy places the organism in Eukaryota, Metazoa, Chordata, Mammalia, Carnivora, Herpestidae. The transcript has 22 exons.
GGCAGGGUGAGGGAAAGGUUUGCCUGAGCGCUGCAAAGAGGGGGCUGUGGUUCUGCAGCUUGGGUGGCGGCUGGAGGUGAGACUCGGGGUUGAGGUGAGCGGCGGGAUGAUGGAGGAGGAGGAACUGGAGUUCGUGGAGGAGCUGGAAGCAGUGCUGCAGCUCACGCCUGACGUGCAGCUCGCCAUCGAGCAGGUGUUUCCAAGCCAGGACCCUCUGGAUCGAGCAGAUUUCAAUGCGGUGGAGUAUAUCAAUACCCUGUUCCCAACUGAGCAAUCUCUGGCAAACAUUGAUGAAGUUGUGAACAAAAUUAGACUGAAAAUAAGGAGACUGGAUGACAAUAUUCGAACUGUCGUAAGAGGUCAGACAAACGUGGGACAGGAUGGCAGGCAAGCACUUGAAGAGGCCCAGAAAGCCAUCCAGCAGCUCUUCGGCAAAAUCAAAGACAUCAAAGACAAAGCAGAAAAAUCAGAGCAAAUGGUUAAGGAAAUCACCCGCGAUAUUAAGCAGCUAGAUCAUGCCAAACGCCACCUGACCACCUCGAUCACAACGCUGAACCACCUGCACAUGUUGGCAGGCGGCGUGGACUCCCUCGAAGCCAUGACCAGGCGACGGCAGUAUGGAGAAGUCGCUAACCUUCUUCAAGGUGUGAUGAAUGUUCUGGAGCACUUCCACAAGUACAUGGGAAUUCCGCAGAUCCGGCAGCUUUCCGAGAGAGUGAAGGCCGCCCAGACUGAGUUAGGACAGCAAAUCCUGGCCGAUUUUGAAGAAGCAUUUCCUUCCCAGGGCACCAAGAGGCCAGGCGGACCCAGCAACGUCCUGCGAGAUGCGUGUCUCGUCGCUAAUAUUCUGGACCCUAGAAUCAAACAGGAAAUCAUCAAAAAGUUUAUUAAACAACAUCUGUCAGAAUAUCUAGUACUUUUUCAAGAAAACCAAGAUGUCGCCUGGCUGGACAAAAUCGACAGACGCUAUGCCUGGAUAAAGCGCCAGCUCGUGGACUACGAGGAGAAGUAUGGCCGCAUGUUCCCACGUGAGUGGUACAUGACCGAGAGGAUUGCAGUCGAAUUCUGCCACGUCACAAGGACAGAACUCGCCAAAAUUAUGCGUACCAGAGCCAAGGAAAUUGAAGUGAAAUUGCUUCUUUUUGCAAUUCAGAGAACAACUAACUUUGAGGGGUUUCUCGCAAAGCGCUUCUCCGGGUGCACGCUGACGGAUGGAGCUCUGAAAAAACUCGAGUCUCCACCGCAAUCAACCAAUCCCUUCUUGGAAGAUGAACCAGCACCAGAGAUGGAGGAACUGGCGAUAGAGAAGGACUUAGAUCAACCAAAGAAGCCUAAAGCCCCAGACAAUCCAUUUCACGGCAUUGUUUCCAAGUGUUUUGAGCCUCAUCUCUACGUGUAUAUUGAGUCCCAGGACAAAAACCUUGGAGAGCUGAUAGAUCGAUUUGUGGCCGAUUUCAAAGCCCAGGGACCACCUAAGCCCAACACUGAUGAAGGGGGUGCUGUGCUCCCCAGCUGUGCUGACCUCUUUGUCUACUACAAGAAGUGCAUGGUGCAGUGCUCUCAACUCAGUACUGGGGAGCCGAUGAUCGCUCUGACCACCAUUUUCCAGAAGUACCUCCGAGAAUAUGCCUGGAAAAUCCUCUCUGGCAAUCUGCCCAAGACCACCAGCAGCAGCGGAGGCCUGACCAUCAGCAGCCUCCUCAAGGAAAAGGAAGGCUCUGAAGCAGCCAAGUUCACUCUGGAGGAGCUCUGCCUCAUCUGCAGCAUCCUGAGCACUGCAGAGUACUGUCUGGCCACCACCCAGCAGCUAGAAGAAAAACUUAAAGAAAAAGUUGAUGUGAGUCUGACUGAACGAAUCAAUCUCACCGGAGAAAUGGAUACGUUCAGCACUGUCAUCUCCAGCAGCAUCCAGUUGUUGGUUCAGGAUCUGGAUGCCGCCUGUGACCCUGCCCUGACUGCCAUGAGCAAGAUGCAGUGGCAGAAUGUGGAGCACGUUGGCGACCAGAGCCCUUAUGUCACCUCUGUCAUUCUUCACAUUAAGCAGAAUGUCCCUAUCAUCCGUGACAACCUGGCCUCCACCCGGAAAUACUUCACUCAGUUCUGCAUUAAAUUUGCAAACUCCUUCAUUCCCAAGUUCAUCACCCACCUCUUCAAGUGCAAGCCAAUUAGCAUGGUGGGAGCAGAACAGCUGCUGCUAGACACCCAUUCCUUGAAGAUGGUCCUGCUCGAUCUGCCCUCCAUUGGCUCACAGGUGGUGAGGAAAGCACCUGCCAGUUACACUAAAAUUGUUGUGAAAGGCAUGACCCGGGCAGAAAUGAUUCUCAAGGUCGUGAUGGCCCCUCACGAGCCGCUGGUGGUGUUUGUUGACAACUAUAUCAAACUCCUUACGGACUGCAACACAGAGACCUUCCAGAAGAUACUGGACAUGAAGGGGCUGAAGAGGAGCGAGCAGAGCAGCAUGCUGGAGCUCCUGCGCCAGAGGCUCCCCACGCCGCCUUCAGGCCCGGAGGGCUCGGGCUCCCUGUCCCUGCUGGCCCCCACCCCGGAGCAGGAAUCUUCACGCAUCCGCAAACUAGAGAAACUGAUUAAAAAGAGACUGUAGGAUGUGCGUGGGGCCCUUUUCCCCCUGGCCAGUGCCCCUCAGCACCCAGCUGCCCGGAAGCCCCCCACCCCUCCUGCGCUCCCCCUGCCUGCCUCGCAGAGCAGCAAUCCUGAGAUCUCCUGGGACAUUUGUGUUGUUGAUGUCUCUUCCCCAUGACCUGUCUUAAUUCUCGUCCUAAUCAAAAAGCCAAGCAAGGGCAGGGUGAUAAGAA